AUGUCUAACCCAAACGACUACACGGUUGGCUGGAUCUGCGCGAUAACUACGGAGUAUGUUGCCGCCCAGGAAUUCCUUGACGAAGAACACGAAGGACCGGAAUUCGUGUCUCCCCAUGACAACAACCAUUACACACUAGGCAAAGUUGGGAAGCACAAUGUCGUUAUCGCUGUCUUGCCUGAUAACGAGUACGGAAAGUCCUCUGCUGCAAGCGUUGCAAGGGAUAUGAUGCAUAGCUUUCCUAAUAUUAGAUUUGGCUUGAUGGUCGGCAUCGCCGGAGGAGCGCCUGGAAAGCAUGACAUCCGUCUUGGGGACAUUGUCCUCGGUUGUGCUGGCAACGGAAAGGGUGGGGUGUUUGGGUACGACUUUGGUAAAGCGAUACAAGGCCAGGGCUUCCAAGAAACAGGGUUCUUGAAUCAGCCACCAACCCUCCUUCGGACGACAGUAAGUGGACUCAAGGCCCGCUACGAAAGGAAAGGACAUCAACUCUCAAAGACUGUUGAUUUGAUUCUAGAGAAGAACCCAAGGCUCUGGAGAAAGUACAAACAGCCAGGGUCAGGUACCGACAACCUGUUCAAGUCCGACUUUACUCACGACUUGAGUUGUGCGACGACCUGUAGCGAUGAUGCAUCAAAUUUGAUAUUGCGACCCGAAAGGACGGAGGACGAAGACAAUCCAGCCAUUCAUUACGGUCUCAUUGCUUCAGCAGAUCGACUGAUGAAGGACGCUUUGGCUCGAGAUAGACUCUCAGAAGAAAAGGAGGUUCUAUGUUUUGAGAUGGAAGCAGCUGGGCUGAUGAACCAUUUUCCCUGUCUGGUUAUUCGCGGCAUAUGCGACUAUUCAGACUCACACAAGAACAAGGAGUGGCAAGGCUAUGCGGCAAUGGUGGCUGCUGCAUAUGCUAAGGAUCUUCUCCGUGAAAUAGCUCUGAACAGAGUUGAAGCUGAAAGGAAAAUCAGCGACAUUCUAUUCGGUAAUUACAAGGCCUAG
This is a messenger RNA of Fusarium oxysporum Fo47, 990 nucleotides long. RefSeq names its product nucleoside phosphorylase domain-containing protein. The transcript has a single exon. Gene Ontology annotation, biological process: nucleoside metabolic process. The record is from RefSeq and is a predicted model, not a curated record. Bases 1 to 990 code for a protein of 329 amino acids. NCBI's taxonomy places the organism in Eukaryota, Fungi, Ascomycota, Sordariomycetes, Hypocreales, Nectriaceae. Gene Ontology annotation, molecular function: catalytic activity.